Plectropomus leopardus (leopard coralgrouper) is the source of this 2314-nucleotide messenger RNA. RefSeq names its product ataxin 7 like 2b (gene atxn7l2b). The record is from RefSeq and is a predicted model, not a curated record. Lineage: Eukaryota; Metazoa; Chordata; Actinopteri; Perciformes; Serranidae.
ACUGAUGGCACCACCUCGUGAACGCGCAAGGGCAGCAAUGGCCGCUGUGGAUCGGCGAAAUCCUAAUCUCGACGAUUUUGUCGGAUUAAGCUGGAGUUGUUGGGUAGAUAGGGUGAAUAUUUUACCAUCUGACGCUGAGUCUAAUGUUGAAGACAGCAGCAAGUAUGGGAGGGACUGCUGCUCUGAGACCAUGACCCUCAGGAAAGAAGAUAUGCACACAUUUGGCCACUGCCCAGCACACGAUGAGAUCUAUCUGGUGGUGUGCAGCUACUGUGGUCAGGUGGUGAAGCCUCAAGCCUUUGAGAAGCACUGUGAGAGGCGCCAUGGUCCUCUCAUUAAGAUGUGUCAACAGUCUUCUACUUCGGCUCCACAGCAGCGACCUUGCCCAGCUCGCCCUCCUUCAAAUCAUUCCUCUUCUAGAGAGAGGCAGAAAGAUGGCAGAUGUUAUGAAGCCUCCUCCUCAGCAGCAUCACCGGCACACCAGCACAGGCCUGGCAAGGCCCAGAGGGAGGCAGUGAGUUUUCCUUCAGUGGAGAAGUUCCCUCAGGAGAACGCUCCCUUCCCACACCACUCCUGCUCCUCCACGCCUCGCCCCAAGGUCCCUCUGUGGCACUCAGGACCGCUGCCCCCUGGCCACGCUUCUUCCUCCACUUCUGCGUCAGAGAGACCCUCAGAGCAGAAGCCCACAGCUGGGCAGUCCAAUGAAUCUCACGGUGCUCUGCGGGGAACAAGAACCUACAGCCGGGUUUACAAAAACAUCAACAAGAAAGAAUGUGAGCUGAACAAACAGUGCAGAGUUCUGGAUCCAGAGAGGAAGAAGCCAUGCAGCCGGGAGCUUAUAUGCAAUAAUGACUCCAUCCACCAGCAGCAGCAGAAACCAUCUGGAAGGACUAAGAUCGUUGAGCGGUUGGCGGAGGAGCAGAAAACGGUCCCCACAGAUCGAGAGAUGGAGCAACUUCUCGUCAAAUCAAAAGACAAAGUGCAACAUCUGGAAGCGUUUGAAGAAAAAAUAACAACUCAGGGCAGCAAAUACAGUUUCUCCAGCAACCGUCACGUUCCUAGCGGGCUGUCAGAUGUUCCAGGGGAGGAGGGCAACAGCGCUGUGGAAGUGGAGACACAGCCUCAGCAUCCCUUCAACCAGACCCUGUUGUCAGACGAGGACAGUGAAGAAGACUAUGAGCAGGAGGAAGACACAGAUCUGCCUGCCACAACCUGGCACCCCAAACCUCUCGGGCUUUGCACUUUUGGAUGCCGGAUGUCGGGUUGCAGCAUCUUCACGUUCGACCGGCGUUUGCACCACUUGCGUUUUGCCCUUAGCGCCAUGUUGGAGCACCAUGUCAGCACACACUUGUGGAAAAAAAUGCCUCAAGUAUCAUCAGGUCUCAGGUCACGCCAUGUCACAUCUCCUGUCAGGACUGGGGCUAGACCCUUCAAAUCCACAGGCUCCCUUAACCUUCAGUCUACCUCACUGGGACAACUGGAAACCAAAACCAGUCAACACAACUCUCACGGCACCAAACCAAUUUCUUGCACCACAUCUGCAAGACUUGAGCCUGGCCGUCUGCGCCACCCUGUCGGGCGAGCCAGUAAGGCUCGGCUGAGGGAGGAGGAGUUUGUACCAGAUCUAAGCGGAGCACAGAAAGCUGCCAAGCUGUCACACAGCGGUGAGGACAAUCCCCCAAAAUACAUCAGGGAUCCCCCUCUCAAUGAGAAGGGUCAGCCACACAUCCCCUCCUCUCGUGGACCAGUAAAUGGUAACUUCGCACUCGGAAAGAAGCCAUGUCCUCCUCUCCACCGCUCCCCUCGCAACAGAGGGAGGUCUCAAGGGAUUCAGGAGAAGGUGGCGAACUACGACCACAGGAGUCCUGCUCAGAAGCGCAAAGGCAGCAAUGAGUCACAGCUCCUCAACUCCAGAGCCUCCAAGUAUCAAGGCUUGUCCUCCUCCUCCUGCUCAAGCCUCCUCACUUGGAAUGGAGAGAAUAUCGGGGACAUGCGUGCUUUGGGCCUGGAGAAAAGAUCCAACUCCUAAAAACCAAUAAAGAGGCCAGCCUUAAAAAGACCCCCUGGAGGAGGGGCCUGCUGCAGCUGCCUCCUCCACAGUAUGAGUGUGUGGGUAUGUUUCAGUUCAUAUUUUUAUGUACAGACAUCAGGAAUAAAUAUUUGUCUGCAUGUUACCAUAUGUGUGUAUUUUUGUAAAAUGUCUAUUUUUCUACACGACUAAAUGUCUCAGUUUGUUACCUAUGUAAGAAUGUACAAAUACCUCAAUCUACUCAUCAUGCUGCUAAGAUGAAAAGUCAUUUCAUGGUAAAACAUA